Messenger RNA from Pseudogymnoascus verrucosus, 2077 nucleotides. RefSeq lists its product as uncharacterized. Gene Ontology annotation, cellular component: membrane. Gene Ontology annotation, molecular function: carbohydrate:proton symporter activity. Lineage: Eukaryota; Fungi; Ascomycota; Leotiomycetes; Thelebolales; Thelebolaceae. The coding region runs from base 426 to 1904 and encodes 492 amino acids. Gene Ontology annotation, biological process: transmembrane transport; carbohydrate transport. The record is from RefSeq and is a predicted model, not a curated record. The transcript has 7 exons.
AAGUUUCGUAUGAGCACUCCACAUGCUCUGGUAGGUUUAUUCCCACUGAACUCGUCGGAAUAGUCAAGCGUUACUUUGCUCCUUUGCUCCUUUGUCUCCAACAUGCCUGUGCUAUUAACGAAUGAGCUUUCACCGUAGAUUUAACCGGAACAUGAGAGGGGUAGCGUACAACCACUCCGGCGGCGAUCUCGUGGCGCGUGUGGACCACGCGGUAAGAUUUCUCUGGAUAUGGCCCUUGUAGCCUCAUCGGACCGAGAUGCUGCGACUAUUCAUAAUGAGCGUCGCGCGCCCAGCUUUUUUUCCCAUGCAGUCAGAGGUGUUUGUCGACAAGAAGUUGAAGUCGCGCUUUUGCUUCAAAAUAGAAGAACGCUCAGAAUCCCCCCGCCUGGAUAUUGUAGUCGCCUGAGCUGGGCCAGAUCGUCGCCAUGGGCAAAAUAUUUAAUGUCUCGCUCGCGAUCUUCGCUGCUACGGGUUCUUUCCUGUUUGGAUACGAUGCCGGUGUCAUGACCGAUGUUAUCGGGUCCCCAAAUUUCCUCGAGUACUUCAACACCACUGAUACCUCCUCCAUUAUUGGUGCCAUCAAUUCCACCUUCAAUGGUGGCGCCGUAUUUGGGUCGCUGAUGGGAGGUCUCACCAUGGAUCGCUUCGGGAGAAAGAUGACGAUUCAGAUGGGCGCGCUGAUUUGCAUGGUUGGUGCGAUUCUCCAAGCUGCGGCUGUGAACUUGGGGAUGAUGCUUGCUGGCCGUAUCAUGGCUGGGUGGGCGGUGGGGUUGCUCAGUAUGAGUGUACCGGUUUACCAAUCUGAGUGUGCGCACCCGAAGAUUCGUGGUAUGAUUGUCGGCAUGGCCCAGCAAAUGAUUGGUGUUGGUUUCAUUGUUUCGACAUGGGUGGGAUACGGAGCUCAUCACAGAGAUCAAUCUGCGUUCCAAUGGCGAUUCCCCUUGGCCUUCCAGGCUGUACCAUGUAUCAUCCUAUUCUGCGGCUUGUUCUUCUUCCCCGAAAGCCCACGUCACUUGAUCGCCACCGAUAGGGAGGACGAGGGCUUGAGGGUGUUGAAGAAGCUCCACUACGAUGGACACAAUGACGAGUGGAUAGAGAGCGAAUUUAACGAGAUCAGACAGACCAUCGCGGCUGAGAAGGCCAUCACGGUUCCAGGCUGGAGAGUCAUGUUUACAGUGAAGGAAUGGAGGAUAAGAUUGUUCCAUGGUGUUGCGGUCCAAGUCUUCACUCAACUCAGUGGAAUCAAUGUUAUUGGCUACUAUCAAGUUCCCAUGUACAAGGCUUUAGGCUUCACAGGCGGCAAGGAAAUUCUCCUCUCUGGUAUCUACAACUGUGUUGGUCCACUAGCAAAUUUGAUCUUCAUCGUCUUCAUCCUCGAUCGCGUUGGCCGUCGCAAGCCUCUCCUCAUGGGCACCAUCGGUAUCACUUGCGCCCUAAUCUGCGAGGGAGCCAUCAAUUCCCAGAACACAGACGGCUCGAGGCACAGCCUCUCCAUUGCCGGCGUCUUCUUCCUCUUCCUGGUCUCCGCCAUCUUUUCCUGGUCCUUCGGUCCCAUCUCCUGGGUGUACAUGUCCGAAGUCAUGCCUAUGCAGAUCCGUGCUCGCGGAAACGCCUUCGCCACCGGUAUUGGAAACUGGCUCGUCGCGACGCUGUUCGCGCAGGUCAGCCCAUUGGGACUUGAGAAGUUGGGCUACAAGUUCUACUUCGUCUUUGUUGCGUUCAACGUCGUCAUUACGUUCCCCGUCAUCUUCUUCUUCUUCAAGGAGACCAACCAAGUAUCGCUCGAGGAUAUCGAUCUUCUGUUUGGCGAGAGAGCAUUGGGUACGUUGCCAGAUGAUUUGCGCAAAGACAAGAACUUGACGGAGCUUGAGACAAGGGAGGAGAUCACCGGAGAGAAGUACUGAGGGGUUCUAUUUUAACCCUCGCGACGCCCCGUAGCUCAAGGCACUCAUCAUGAUUUCAUGUUUAGUGAGAAUUGAAUAUUAACUUGAGGAAAUCUCAAAAACUAAUCAUUCUUCAUUGAGUUGAAUUUUAAACAUCAAUCUAUCUGGCGGCGUAAAUCCAAGGCACGUGAUUG